AUGGUGAGACUUGGUUCUAGGGCAGCCCAGGACCAGCCCGGCAGGAGCAAGCCCAGGUUGGGGCCACCUCUUCCACCCCCUAGAUGCGCAGACUCCCCAGCUUGGAGGAAAGAUGCCCCCCGGCCAUCUCCUCUGUCUGUCCCAGGCACCUGGAGACACAGGGAGGAGGAGGAAGAGGAGGAGGAUGAAUAUGAGCUGCCCCCCUGUGAGGCUCUGCCCUUCCGCCGAGCCCCCGGCCACCUUCCUGGCACUGAGGACUCUUUGUACUUGGGUGAGAUCUGGGAAAUUGGGGCGGGGGCUUGGGUGGUCAGGCGGGAUGGGAAGGUCCCCACAAGGGAAGAGAGCCCAGGCCUGGCCACUUCUCCCUCUGUUUGGCCUGGGGCGGUGAGGGGGGCUCUCAGCUGGCAGUCACCGAAGCCUCUUGGCUGGGCAGAGAGAGGGAUGGAGGGACCUCAGCCCGGGAUGGUGAACAGCCUCCCCGCCCGCCCCACCCCAGGCUGCCAUUUCCCAGCCACAGCCUUGUGCCCACAGCCCAAGGCAGUCAUGAGCCUGCAGGAAGCCCUGAAGCAGGGCUGGCCCUUUGGGAAGCGAGAGCUGGGUGCACCGGCCCGAGUGGUGCCAGGCCCUGCAAAGAAGCCGGAAGAGGACAUCUACCUGGAGUGUGAGCCCAGUCCAGCCUUCACUCAGACUCUGAGCUCCCAAGUCCCCACAUCCCUAGUUCCUCUGCCAAGGACAUCAGAGGGACCCAGGCCCACUGCAGCCCCCCAGGAAGCUCAGAAUGGAGCAUCAAAUGUCACCUCCAGAGGAAGAUCCUCUCUUUCCUCUGUAGCUGCCACCCAGAACACCUCGGCUGCUGAGGGACAGGAAGGUGGUCUGCUGGGCCAGCCUUGGUACGCAGGGAACUGUGACCGCCAUGCUGUUGAGAGUGCCCUGCUCCGACUCCAAAAGGAUGGGGCCUACACCAUACGCCCCAGCUCAGGCCCUCAUGGCUCCCAGCCCUUCACUCUGGCAGUGCUUCUCCAUGGCCGGGUCUUCAACAUUCCCAUCCGGCAGCUGGAUGGCGGGCGCCACUAUGCCCUGGGCCGGGAGGGCAGGAACCACGAGGAGCUCUUCUCCUCCGUGGUCGCCAUGGUCCAGCACUACGUGCAGCACCCCCUGCCGCUCGUGGACCGACACAGCGGCAGCCGGCAGCUCACCUGCCUGCUCUUUCCCACCAAGCCCUGACGUCACUGCGCAUGUGCAGGCCCACUGCUGGGCCCCCAGUUUGUUCCGCCGGCUGUACUCUCCCAGGUCACCAUCCCUCCAGCGCCCCCAUCCCGUGCCCCAGUCCCUGCAGGCUCCCCUGAGAGGCGUUGGGAAAGGUGCCCCAGAGACAGAAAGGGUCUGCAAGACUCCACGCCAUGCUCACCCAGAGCCUGGCCCUGCCACUCGCUCCUGCAUCUCCUGGAAAGCAGGGGACAGGCAGGGCCCCAUUUUCGGCCCCAGGCGUGGCCCCCCAAGCUGCUCUGCAUGAAGACCUGUUUGGGGAAGCCGAUCCUCAGGGGGACUGCAUGGGAACUACUUGGCUGCGACUCGGAUCCUCUCACAUUCCAUAAGGGGUGUAACACAGGGCUGGCAUCUACCCUCGAGGCACUUGGUCACUCUGCCCGUAGUUUGCUUUCAAUAAAUAUUUGUCGAGUGAGUUCUUGAAUUCUGA
Messenger RNA from Phacochoerus africanus (Common warthog), 1696 nucleotides. It is a transcript of the gene SH2D6, whose product is annotated as SH2 domain containing 6. Bases 1 to 1224 code for a protein of 407 amino acids. Gene Ontology annotation, cellular component: cytoplasm. Lineage: Eukaryota; Metazoa; Chordata; Mammalia; Artiodactyla; Suidae. Gene Ontology annotation, biological process: intracellular signal transduction; cell surface receptor protein tyrosine kinase signaling pathway. The record is from RefSeq and is a predicted model, not a curated record. The transcript is spliced from 16 exons.